Messenger RNA from Uloborus diversus, 2911 nucleotides. RefSeq names its product serine/threonine-protein phosphatase 6 regulatory ankyrin repeat subunit B-like. The record is from RefSeq and is a predicted model, not a curated record. Gene Ontology annotation, molecular function: protein binding. Lineage: Eukaryota; Metazoa; Arthropoda; Arachnida; Araneae; Uloboridae. Bases 262 to 1899 code for a protein of 545 amino acids. The transcript is spliced from 3 exons.
UACGUGUACAUCGUUUACAUAAUGGCGACUUAUUAGCUAUUACCAAGUGUUUGUCCUUUCGAUAAUCUAAAAAAUCUAUGCUGUGCAUAGCGAAGAAAAUAAAAAUUUAUGCCAUCAGGUCACCUAUUGCUCAAUAAUCAAAAUAUCCCACAGGUUGUUUCAAAGAAAGCUAAUAAGUAGAAAAUACCACAUUUUAUGUGUUUUGAGUGAAAGGAAAGACAAAAGAAAAGAAGGAAUUGAAGACAAAUUUUAACUCAGAAAAUGGCCUCUACAUCGUCUCAGCAAGCGUCUGAAAGAGAGUCAUGGACUCCCUUGCACGAGGCAGCAGCAGAAGGAGAUGUGUCGAGAGUGAGGCGUCUUCUCGUUAAUGGAGCGAGUACCAGUAUCCGAGUCGGUCGCGGUCUGACGCCCCUCCACCUCGCUAUUAUCUACCAGAAAGGAGCUGUAGCAAAAGUCCUCAUAGAUAUGGUCGACAGUCUCGACAUUCAGGACGAGGAUGGAAGAACUCCCUUGCAUCUAGCCGUCGAGUAUCGAUGCAUGGAAGCCUUGACGAAGCUGGUCAGAGUUGGUGCCAACACCCACAUCCAAGACAAACAUGGCCAGACACCUCUCCAUAUCGCUCUGCUCAGAGAUAAGAGGAGCGCGAUAGAUAUGUUUUUGGAUCCGCACAUCAAGAACAACGUCCAAGACGAGCAUGGGCGAACUCCCUUGCAUAUAGCCGUCGAGUACAGAUGCGUCGAAAUUGUGCGGAGAUUGGUUGCCACGGGCGUUGACACCCGCAUCCAAGAUGCGAGUGGCCGGACGCCUUUGCACAUCGCUCUGAUAUAUCGGAAGGAAACCGCGGCAGAAGUCCUCAUCGACGUCGAGGACAAUUUGGAUAUUCAAGAUGGGGAGGGAAGAAGUCCAUUGCAUGUAGCUGCCGGGUAUGGAUGUGUGGAGACGGUCAAGAAGCUGCUGGCCAGAAAGGUCAAUAUGGAUAUACAAGACAAAAAUGGCCGGACCCCCCUGCAAGUCGCUCUGGCUUAUCGGGACGAAGAGGAGGCAGAAGUCCUCCUGGCUGGAGGCGGUGAAUAUGACGUUCAAGAUAAAGAAGGGAGGUCUGCCUUUCAUUAUGCCGUAAAGUACGGGCAUGCGGGAAUCAUGAGGAAGCUUAUUUCUGCCUGCGUCAAUCUGCGCCUCCAAGAUAAACGUGGCUUCACUCCCCUGCAUCUCGCUAUCGAUUGUGGGAAGAAGGAAGAGGCGGAAUUCCUCGCCGAUGUGGAUGGCCGAAAUGAUGUACCGGAUGUAGACGGUACGACCCCUCUGGUUUUUGCCUUUCAGCAUUACUAUGAAGGCACGGUGAAAAAGCUGCUGUUCUACGGCGCGAAUCCUCACGCAAAGAACAAGUUCGGAAGAUAUAUACUGCAAGGGUGUAAAGAGGUUAAGAAAUUCCGGAAUAUACUUCUGGAAAUGUAUGCUUGGAAAGGGGUGGCGAUUGAUUGGACGGCGAUGAAGCUCAGGCCCUAUGAGGAGCAGGAAUGCAUCGAAUAUAUGUCCGAGUGUGACGCCGAAAUCCAGCAAAUGAAGAACAGCAAAGUGUAUGGGACUACCCUCUCCUACUAUGCUUUUGCGAAGGCACCCCUGCGCAAAGCCGCAGUGUACCUCGAGAACGAAAACGUUCGCAAUGCAUUGCUGGGGUACCCGGCAAUAUUGAUCUUUCCCCACUACUCCGAUUUGAUUGUUUUCAGAUCGGGUAAAGCCGAAGAGAGGCGAGUCCUGGCUGCCAAGUGUGUGGACUGUUUCGCUAUUUUGUGCAGGAACUUGCCUCCUCUGAUUAGAAUAAGCAUCGACAUCAUAUUGGGCUGUUUAAAUGAGCGAGACAUGGAGAAUUUUGUCGCUGCUUUCCAGUUCAAUUCCUGAGAAUUGUGUUUUAGGUGAAGAAAGGUUAACCACUAAGAAACCUGAGCAUCAUGAAAUUUUGGCAUCUUUAGGUAAAAAACUUUUUUGAGAGAAAAAAUGGUAAAAUAUACAUAUUUAAAUUGCAUCACAAGUACCAUCAACUCGGGUAACUUUGGCCUUUACAAGUCACAUUGGUCCUACAGACGUUAAGUCUAUCAUUACUACCAGCAAUAAUUAAAGCAAGCCACUGCUGCCACCUAUUAAACCCUUGAAACAAAUAAGUAAUUUUCACACUUCUGGAUACAGUAAGACGAUCUCUUUUCGCUCAUUAGACCAAAGUUAUCCGCCCCAGUUGAUGGUGCAUUUUGAAUUUUUUUAUACGCACCAUUCAAUUUCUCAACAAAAUUCAAUGUUAAAAAAUACUGCAUGUAUUCUUCAAAAUUAAUAUUUGUAUUCUUCCUGAUGUACAUUUUUAACAGGUGGAACCAUUUUUAUUUACUAAAUUAUUCUUUUUCCUGUUACAAAAUAAUUUGUCUUGAAACAGCAUUGUUGUUUUCACUCUAAAUUAUGUGCUGUAUGAAAUUAAAUUCACUUGUUUUUUUAUUUUUGAGCUGUUAUAAUGUUUUGAAAUUCGAAUUGUUGUACAAUUGAAUUGAGAAAUGUUGGAAAGUACCAAUUUAAAGAUAUAUUGCUGAAAACAUGACCACGGGUCUGACCAAUAGAAAUUUGUGUUCCUUUAAGGACCUUUCACAAAAGUCCAACUGUUUAAAAUGGACCGUUCACCGAUUGACCAAAUUGAUGCAUUACUUUUGGUUCACAUUUUGAAAUUUCACAAAAUGAUUUGAUUUACCAAAAUGUUUUUAAAACUUCACGAAAAUAAGACCUUGUGAAAAAUCCUUGACGGACCCCUGAAGACCUGUGAUGAAUUUAUUUAUUUCAAAGCAAUAUUUAUUGUUAUUUUAAAUUAUAUGUUACAGACCUGUGUUAUGUUUUACAAGACGACUAAAAUUUAAAUAAAAUGCGUAGUAGAGAU